This is a messenger RNA of Xenopus laevis (African clawed frog), 3446 nucleotides long. RefSeq names its product cell adhesion molecule 2 L homeolog (gene cadm2.L). The record is from RefSeq and is a predicted model, not a curated record. The coding region runs from base 362 to 1690 and encodes 442 amino acids. Lineage: Eukaryota; Metazoa; Chordata; Amphibia; Anura; Pipidae. The transcript is spliced from 11 exons.
GGAUUCAGCUGGUUGCCCUUGUGUCUCGAGCGUUUGCGAGGAGAGAGUGUUGGCUGCACCCAGCGCAUCCCCAGCACAGGAGCAGCAGCAGCAGCAGCAGCAGCACGGGCUGAACCAUCAACGGCCCGCAGGGGGGAACAGUACGCUUUCUGUGUAUUUACACUACUACACCGUGUAUGUGGCUGUCCGUGCAUCAGAGGAAAAGGCAUCACUUAGGAACCUAUUGACCCAACCGGGGGAAAAAGGAACUAAUACCUCCCCCCUCGCCCUCAUCGAGAGAGUGGUAUCGCCCUCUGUAUCUGCCCCAGCAGCUCACCUGUCAGCCGGGAGGCAUCUUCUCCUCCUGCACCUGAUCCUCAACAUGAUCCUCCAGCCAAGUGCACUUCUCUGCCUCUCCAGCUUGUGGGGUGUCAUCGUACAAGCGGCUUCUCCGAGAAACAAACAAAAACCAAGCCAAGGGCAGUUUCCAGUCACGCAGAAUGCUACAGCUGUCGAAGGAGGAACAAUUAACUUGACCUGCCGAGUUGAUCAAAAUGAUAACACCUCCCUCCAGUGGUCAAAUCCAGCUCAGCAAACCUUGUACUUCGAUGACAAAAAAGCCUUGAGGGACAACCGCAUUGAGCUGGUCAGAGCUUCCUGGCAUGAACUUAGUAUAAGCAUCAGUGACGUGUCUCUGUCAGAUGAAGGACAGUACACCUGCUCCUUAUUCACUAUGCCUGUCAAAACUUCCAAGGCUUUUUUAACAGUUUUGGGUGUCCCAGAAAAUCCCCACAUUACUGGUUUUACAUCCCCCAUUAUGGAAGGAGAAAUAAUUCAUCUUACAUGUAAAUCAUCAGGGAGCAAACCAGCAGCAGACAUCAGAUGGUUUAAAAAUGACCAAGAAAUCGCAGGUGGUCGGAAAAUCCAAGAACAGGACAGUAAUGGGAAAACUUUUACCGUUAUCAGCUUUCUGGAUCUCCAAGGAGACCGUAAAGACGAUGGUGCUGUCAUAAGGUGUAGAGUGGACCAUGAAUCUUUAAACUCCACACCACAGAUUGCAAAGCAAGUUUUAGAAAUUCAUUACACCCCUACUGUGAGGAUCUUGCCCUCCACUCCACUUCCACAAGAAGGACAGCCGCUGAUAUUGACUUGUGAAUCAAAAGGAAAGCCACUCCCGGAGCCUGUUUUAUGGACAAAAGAUGGUGGAGAACUUCCAGAUCCAGAAAGAAUGACUGUCAAUGGACGAGAAUUAACAAUAAGUUUCUUAAACAAAACUGACAAUGGCACAUAUCGAUGUGAAGCCACCAACUCCAUUGGACAAAGCAGUGCGGAAUAUGUCUUGAUAAUAAACGAUGUUCCAAAACCUUUAUUUUCAACCACAAUCAUCCCCUUUUUCACCUCCGCAACAGUCAAAACCACUGUAGCCAUGUCAACCCGCACAACAAAAUCUGCCUUCAGCACCAAAGAUCCUAAUGCAUUGCCUGGGCCUGUUGCGACUGACCAUGCCCUGAUAGGUGGAAUUGUAGCUGUAGUUGUAUUUGUUACACUGUGUUCAAUUAUUCUGCUUGGAAGAUACUUGGCAAGACAUAAAGGGACAUAUUUAACAAAUGAAGCUAAAGGAGCCGAAGAUGCCCCCGAUGCAGACACGGCCAUUAUAAAUGCAGAAGGCAGCCAAGUUAACGCCGAGGAGAAGAAAGAAUAUUUCAUUUAAAUGCAAACCUGGUUAUACCGAGUUUAAGUUAUCAGGCUGACUGCUGGAGAAAACUGGCUAUCACCAUUCAGAGUUCAUUUCUGCCAUCUUCCUCUGCAUAUUAUUAACUUCUGCUAUAAAUAGCCAGCUUAUGCCAACAAUCAGCUGUUGACAACACCACAGUUUGAUUCAUAUUGCCGGACUUUUCUUACCGCUUAAAACCAUGUCCAUUUCUUUGUUCACAUCCAGUUAUACAGUGCUUGAAUAUACAGCCUUAAUAAGUCUCCGUACUGGCAUUUUCCAUUUUGUUUUCUGUGUUUACAAAGAAAUACUUCCAGGCUGCCCUUUGUAUAUCUUUUUUCCCCUUUGGCACACUCUCAAAUAUGUAGGAAGGAAUGUAUAAUUCUAUACAAUGAGCACUCCUCAUUGAAAAGAUUGAAUGCCCAAGUGCAGGAUGAAGCAGAAUGACGGGCACUCAAAGGACUGAAUGAAUCUGAUUUUGACCAACGCUUCAGUCUUCUUUAGCAGCCUUCCUCGAAAAAAAAAAAAAUAAGAACUGAAAUGUUGAUCACAAUCACUUAUUACAAUAUACAUAUUUUUUUUUCGGGGGGGAUGUCAUACCUUCAAUGUAAUUGGUACAGACUUGAUUCAAUAUUGUUGUUUCACAAUCAAUGCUUUAUUCAUUCUCUGUAUCUCAGAACAAUAUGUUUAUGACAUGCACGUAUAAUGGGUGAUAGGACAGAUCUGAGAAGCUUUGCCAUAGUUAAAACAUCAUUUUAAGUUCUACCAAAAUGGAGAGUGCCAUACAUUGCAUUCAUUGGGAUGUGAAGGGUGAGCUGCAGCAUGGAAGAGACAAAUGAUAUUUUGUUUUAAAGCCCUGUUCAAUAAAAUGGUACUAUAUGUCCAUAUUUUUCCUCCAGACUAAAAUGAUGGGUUUAUGUUGGGCAGAGAUGCUGAUUCUAUGACCCAUCGAUUGUUGCUUAAUGCAUUCAGUCAUGUGUUCUUACAAAUUAAUUAUUUCAUGAGCUUUUGGGCUUUUCUUGGCUCUACAUAAAUAUAGAUUCAAAGUUGUUAGACCAUUUAUACCCUCAUAUGGAUUCAUCUCACUACAAUACAAAUGCUGAAAUAGUCAAUUGUUAAAAAAGUUAAUUUUCAGUACAAUUCCAAGCAUUCUCCAGACACAGCUGGGGUACCUCAGGCUUGACAUCCCCGACAUAGGGAAUCCAGUUUAUUAAAUCCUUUUCUGUUACUUGAGUGGACUACACAUUUUUUAUAUUCAGUCCAUACUUUAUGUGGAUUCCACUGCUUUUUUUUCCUUUUUCUUUUUUUUAAAUCUGUAGUGUUAAAAUAUAUUAGCUAGGUAUUUCGGUAUCCUGUAAAUAGUAUAUAUGUUAAAACAAAAAAAAAAAAAGAACUUUAUUUGAUACUUAUUUAACUUUUUUGGAUGUAAGCAAGUCACAAGUUCCCAUUUUCUAAUGUCCCUUAUAUCCCUUUAGAUAUUAAUCAGUAUUAUGUGUAGAUAAUGUGUUUGGAUUUCUGUCUGUAUGUCCUAGCACUGUUCAAUAACAAAACUUUUUUGUAAGUCAUCCUAAUUUGUAUCUGUUAUACAAUGGAAGCACAAUGUUUAAGGAAUGAUACUUUAAGCAAACAACCAGUGCAAAGCCUCAGGUUUUUGAGUAACACUCUUCGAUGUUUGUUCUAUUGCUUGAAUUUUCAUUUUUGAUUUUUUGAUUCAUUUGGCACUUCAAUAGUUUGCUUCUUUUUUUUUUGCCAAAAA